CGGCUGCAAGGGCAUCCGGACCUGUCUCAUCUGCGAGCGGCCUCGCCACGGUGACCCAAUCUGGCAGCUCGCCCCGAAGCUAGGAUUACAGGUGUGAGCCACCAGUGCCUGGCUCUUGGCUGCUCUCCUGACUUUGCUGCACCUCUUGUUUGAAGUGGAGAAUGCAGGAAAGAUUAAAGAGGAAAGACAAAAGGAUUGAGAACAUAACUGUCUCUACAGGGUUGUGGUCCAAGUUCUGCCUGCGGCCCACAGGCUCCAGCCACCAACCCAGGUGGCUUUAGGGAAGGAGACCAUUGUCCCCUACCCCAGGCCAGGUGCCUGGGGAUGCUUAGGCACCUGGUAGAGGCCCUCAGGAGCCCCAGGACCUGCUUCUCUUUGCAGAAAACCCAUCGCUUCCUUUACUGCUUGGAUACCGGCUGGGCUGUGGGGGCUGAGGACUCUGACUUUGAGGGCUGGGCCUUCCCCUUUCCGGGGGUGACACUGAUAGAGGACUUUGUGACCCCGGAGGAAGAGGCUGAGAUGGUGUGUCUGAUGGACCAAGACCCUUGGAAGCUCUCUCAGUCUGGGCGGAGGAAGCAGGACUAUGGCCCCAAAGUGAAUUUUCGGAAGCAGAAGCUGAGGAUGGCCGGUUUCCAGGGCCUCCCCAGCUUCAGCCAGGAGCUGGUGCGGAGGAUGGGCCUCUACCCGGAGCUGGAGGACUUCCAGCCUGUGGAGCAGUGUAACCUGGACUACAGCCCCACGCGGGGCUCUGCCAUCGACCCCCACCUGGAUGACUCCUGGCUGUGGGGGGAGCGGCUGGUGAGCCUCAACCUCCUGUCCCCCACUGUGAUGUCCAUGGGCCGGGAGGCGUCCGGCAGCCUGCUGCUCAGCCCAGCUCCUCCUGCCAGCCCUGAGGCUUCCAUGGACAGCAUGCUAGGCCCCAGCAGGUCAGUCCUGUGCCACGAGGUGGAGGUGGCCGUCCCUGUCCCGCGCCGCUCCCUGCUGGUGCUCACCGGGGCUGCGCGGCACCAAUGGACCCACGCCAUCCACCGCAGGCACAUUAAGGCCCGCCGUGUGUGCGCCACGUUCCGUGAGCUGUCAGCUGAGUUCUGCCCCGGUGGGAAGCAGCAGGACCUGGGCCAUGAGCUCCUGCGUGUCGCGCUGUCCUUCCAAGGGAGACCCGUCCUGUGAGCAGGACAGGCUGGUGCGGACCUCACGGGCAUGGCCGCCAGUGCACACUCCCUGCUCCCUGCUCAGUGGAUUUUACUCUUUGGUGUGGAGUUGGGGAUGGAAUGGGGACAUCGUUGGGAGAAGCCAUCAGACUUAGACUGUGGUGGGCAGCCCAGAGCUGGCCUUGCUGGAACCCUCCACGUCCACCCCCUUGCACUGGAACUGUGGCUGCUGUUUGGGUUAUUUACAUAUCACACUUUGGAAAGGUAGGAUUUGGACUUUGAAAACUGCCACUGUGUGAAAGGGUUUUCCCUGCAUGGGGUGUGCGACCAGCCUGCCACCAACCCUUCAUCCACUCUGAGGGGGUGCAGAGGACUGGAUGAGGACCUGACAGAUCUCAAGUUCUGACUUCUGAGUCUGGCUUAGCCUGAGUCACUUUUGACCUCUUGGGCUGGGAUGUACAGGGCGUCUGGGAACCUCAUUGCUUUAUCUCCCUACAGUCCGAAGAAGUAGGGAAGAGCUGGA
Messenger RNA from Dipodomys ordii (Ord's kangaroo rat), 1674 nucleotides. RefSeq names its product alkB, alkylation repair homolog 4 (E. coli) (gene Alkbh4). The transcript is spliced from 3 exons. The record is from RefSeq and is a predicted model, not a curated record. Bases 325 to 1170 code for a protein of 281 amino acids. Gene Ontology annotation, cellular component: midbody; contractile ring. Gene Ontology annotation, molecular function: oxidoreductase activity; demethylase activity; actin binding. NCBI's taxonomy places the organism in Eukaryota, Metazoa, Chordata, Mammalia, Rodentia, Heteromyidae. Gene Ontology annotation, biological process: actomyosin structure organization; oxidative demethylation; protein demethylation.